Messenger RNA from Acanthosepion pharaonis, 3531 nucleotides. The record is from the annotation of a GenBank genome assembly. NCBI's taxonomy places the organism in Eukaryota, Metazoa, Mollusca, Cephalopoda, Sepiida, Sepiidae.
AUGAGGAUUGAAGGGUUCCUUGCUGGCGUCUUCCUGAUAAUCGUUCUUGGAUUUCUUUGUCACCAGUGGAUCGUAAGGAGAAAGAAGCGUAAUUACCCGAAGAAUGUCGUUAUGCUGCACCAAUUCCCCAGAACACCUGUGGCUCCUAAUUUAUCCCCAUUCGCCAUCAAACUGGAAACCUAUCUCAGGAUGGCAAAAAUUCCAUAUAAAAAUGUUUAUACAUAUGAAUUUUCACCUAAACACAAGACGCCAUGGAUCCAAGUCGGUUUCUUUAUCUUUCUUUCGGUCUCCAUCCUUUCUCCCUCUCUAUAUCUUUCUUUCGGUCUCCAUCCUUUCUCCCUCUCUAUAUCUUUCUUUCGGUCUCCAUCCUUUCUCCCUCUCUAUAUCUUUCUUUCGGUCUCCAUCCUUUCUCCCCCUCUAUAUCUUUCUUUCGGUCGCCAUCCUUUCUUCCCCUCUCUAUAUCUUUCUUUCGGUCUCCAUCUUUUCUCCCCCUCUAUCUUUCUUUCGGUCUCCAUCUUUUCUCCCCCUCUUUUUCUUUCUUUCGGUAUCCAUCCUUUCUCCCCCUCUAUAUCUUUCAUUCGGUCUCCAUCCUUUCUCCCCCUCUAUAUCUUUCUUUCGGUCGCCAUCCUUUCCCCCUCUCUAUAUCUUUCUUUCGGUCUCCAUCUUUUCUACCUCUCUAUAUCUUUCGGUCUCCAUCUUUUCUCCCCCUCUAUAUCUUUCAUUCGGUCUCCAUCUUUUCUCCCCCUGUAUAUCUUUCAUUCGGUCUCCAUCCUUUCUCCCCCUCUAUAUCUUUCUUUCGGUCGCCAUCCUUCCCCCUCUCUAUAUCUUUCUUUCGGUCUCCAUCUUUUCUUCCUCUCUAUAUCUUUCGGUCUCCAUCUUUUCUCCCCCCUCUAUAUCUUUCUUUCGGUCUCCAUCCUUUCUCCCCCCUCUAUAUCUUUCAUUCGGUCUCCAUCCUUUCUCCCCCCUCUAUAUUUUCUUUUCGGUCGCCAUCCUUCCCCCCUCUCUAUAUCUUUCUUUCGGUCUCCAUCUUUUCUUCCUCUCUAUAUCUUUCGGUCUCCAUCUUUUCUCCCUCUCUAUAUCUUUCAUUCGGUCUCCAUCUUUUCUCCCCCUCUAUAUCUUUCAUUCGGUCUCCAUCCUUUCUCCCCCUCUAUAUCUUUCUUUCGGUCGCCAUCCUUCCCCCCUCUCUAUAUCUUUCUUUCGGUCCCCAUCUUUUCUUCCUCUCUAUAUCUUUCGGUCUCCAUCUUUUCUCCCCCUCUAUAUCUUUCAUUCGGUCUCCAUCCUUUCUCCCCCUCUAUAUCUUUCAUUCGGUCUCCAUCCUUUCUCCCCCUCUAUAUCUUUCUUUCGGUCGCCAUCCUUCCCCCCUCUCUAUAUCUUUCAUUCGGUCUCCAUCUUUUCUUCCUCUCUAUAUCUUUCAGUCUCCAUCUUUUCUUCCUCUCUAUAUCUUUCUUUCGGUCUCCAUCUUUUCUCCCCCUCUAUAUCUUUCUUUUGUUUCCACACUUUUCACUUCUCCAUGACUUUCUUUCGGUCUCCAUUAUUUCUCCCUCUCUAUAUCUUUCUUUCGGUCUCCAUCCUUCCCCCCUCUCUAUAUCUUUGAUUCGGUCUCCAUCCUUUCUCCCCCUCUAUAUCUUUCAUUCGUCACCAUCUUUUCUCCGCCUCUAUAUCUUUCAUUCGGUCUCCAUCCUUCCCCCUCUCUAUAUCUUUCAUUCGGUCCCCAUCUUUUCUUCCUCUCUAUAUCUUUCAAUCUCCAUCUUUUCUCCCUCUCUAUAUCUUUCUUUCGGUCUCCAUCUUUUCUCCUUCUCUAUAUCUUUCUUUUGUUUCCACACUUUUCACUUCUCCGUAACUUUCUUUCGGUCUCUGUUAUUUCUCCCUCUAUAUCUUUCAUUCGGUCUCCAUCCUUCCCCCCUCUCUAUAUCUUUCUUUCGGUCUCCAUCCUUUCUCUCUGUCUCCAUCUUUCUUUUUUUCCCACCCUUUUCACUUCUCCAUAAUUUUCUUUCGGUCUCCGCCCUUUCUCUCUCUUUGUACAUUUCUUUCGCUUUCAUCCUUUCCCCCCUCUCUAUACCUUUCUUUCGCCUCCUUCCUUUCCAUUUAUAUAUGAAUAAUUCUUUUCGUUUCCUUUCUAGUUUCCGGUCUUUCCGACUGCACACCCGCUUCAUUCCUCGUCUUUAUUUUCCAAAAUUCCUUUACCACUCAUUACUGUUGUAUAGGUCAUUUAUAGUGAGCCGCUGGGUCUACGGUUCAGGAGAUCCUUCCCUAAGGAAGAUAACUGGAUUGAAUCGUUUCUUAGUCUGGAGGGUACGCAAAAUUGUGGAGCCGCAAGCUUAUAGUCAAGGCAUCGGCAGACAUAAUCAUCGUGAAGUUGAAUCAAUUGCCAGGGACGAUCUGCAAGCUCUUUCGGAUUUUAUGGGAGAGAAAAAAUUUCUGAUGGGCAAAGAACCUUGUGAAACAGACUGUACCAUUUUUGGAAUGAUUUCUUUGAUGUGGCAGAUGCCAGUGACCUCGUUCUGCUACAAAUUCAUCAAAGAAAAUACUUUCCCGAACCUGACUGCCUAUUUCUAUCGGAUGAAGAAAGAAUUUUGGCCAGAAUGGACAGACAACACCAAAAUUGUCUUAUAUAAUAAAACACUUCUUCUUUCGUUCCUUUUGCCUGUUCAUCCCCGAUGCCUGGUCUACCCAUACGGAUUACCUAAUUUUGCAUCAACUAUCUAUCUAUCUAUCUAUCUAUCUAUCUAUCUAUCUAUCUAUCUAUAUAUAUAUAUAUAUAGAGAGAGAGAGAGAGAGAUGGCUGCAGUCAAGCUUAUCCGUUGCAUCUUGUUUUCAGAAAAGAAAAAGGAUUAUCCUAAAGAUGUCGUUAUCUUAUUUCAAAUACCUCGAACACCAGUCGCUCCGAACUUGUCUCCGUUUGCAAUCAAAUUGGAGACUUACUUGCGGAUGGCAAAGAUACCUUACAGAAAUGAGUAUGGUAUGAAGUUGUCACCAAAGCAUAAAACUCCUUGGAUCAUGCUUAACGGGCAAGUGAUUAGCGACUCUCAGUUUAUUAUUGAAUUCCUAAACAAAAAGUUUGACAUCAAUCUUAGUAAACAUCUGACGGCGAAAGAGAAGGCAGUUGCUCAUGCUAUGCGGAAAACAGCCGAAGAAAGCCUAUAUUGGACAUUAGUUUUGAGCCGGUGGGUCUAUAGCUACGGUGAUUCUUCGUUGUGGAAAAUAAUUCCAGCGAACAGAUUUAUCUUGUGGAGAAUAAGAUCUGCUGUUACGAAACAAGCUUAUUGUCAGGGCUAUGGCCGACAUACUCCAGAAGAAGUUGAGGCACUCUGUAAGCAAGAUCUUCAAGCUUUGUCUGACCAAAUUGGCCGGAAUCUAUUCUUGAUGGGAAAUCAGCCGUGUGAAGACGAUUGCGCAGUUUUUGGAAUGUUAGCAAUGUUGUGGAUGAUGCCGGAAAGUUCCUUCGUCACCAAAAUCCUAAAAGAUAACGUUUAUCCAAACUUGACUUCCUACUAUGAAAAGAUAAAGAAGGAAUUUUGGCCAGAUUACUAG